Molecule: messenger RNA, 160 nt
Organism: Symbiodinium pilosum
Lineage: Eukaryota; Dinophyceae; Suessiales; Symbiodiniaceae
Source: the annotation of a GenBank genome assembly
GACGGUGGCGGCGCGUUGACUCCUGGCAGUGAGGCAGCCAAUGCUUGGGACGGUGACCCUGACACGUUCUACGAUGCCUUAGCAGCCUCCGGGAGCUUCACAGCUGCAGAACUCCAGCAGAGCCACCACCUGGGCGCCAUUCACUUUGUAGCGAGGAAAG